Molecule: messenger RNA, 1808 nt
Organism: Zingiber officinale
Lineage: Eukaryota; Viridiplantae; Streptophyta; Magnoliopsida; Zingiberales; Zingiberaceae
Product: dol-P-Man:Man(5)GlcNAc(2)-PP-Dol alpha-1,3-mannosyltransferase-like
Exons: 14
Coding region: 114-1361 (415 amino acids)
Cellular component (GO): endoplasmic reticulum
Molecular function (GO): dol-P-Man:Man(5)GlcNAc(2)-PP-Dol alpha-1,3-mannosyltransferase activity
Source: RefSeq, a predicted model, not a curated record
ACUGACUUUGGUUCGAUCCGACUGCAGUUUAGCAAGCAUAUUGCUAGAGACGGCGGGCGCCAAAGCGAAGAGAUCGGAGGACAGGGGAAAGUGCGACGCGGGUGGCCGGGCCCAUGGCGCUAGCCGUCGGGGGCUUCAGGAUCUCAAAGUCUCUAUUUGCAUCGGCGCUGUUGGUUCUCGAUGCCGUCCUGAUCGCUCUGAUCAUCGCCUACGUCCCUUAUACGAAGAUUGAUUGGGAUGCAUACAUGUCCCAGGUAGAUGGGUUCCUUGGAGGAGAGAGGGAUUACACCAAACUGAAGGGGGACACAGGCCCAUUGGUUUAUCCAGCUGGGUUUCUCUAUGUCUAUUCUGGCAUCAAAUUUCUGACUGGAGGAGAAGUCUUUCCUGCGCAGAUCUUGUUUGGUGUUCUUUAUAUAAUAAAUCUGGCGGUUAUUUUCUUCAUCUAUAUAAAAUCAGAUGUGCUUCCAUGGUGGGCUUUCAGUCUCCUUUGUUUGUCAAAGAGGGUGCAUUCCAUUUUUGUUCUUCGUCUGUUUAAUGACUGUUUUGCAAUGACUUUGCUUCAUGCUUCUCUAGCUUUGGUUCUAUGUCAAAAAUGGCAUAUGGCUUUGAUUAUUUACAGUGGAGCUGUGGCAAUUAAGAUGAAUGUUCUUCUUUAUGCACCUCCCCUGUUUCUGCUCAUGUUGAAGGCUUUUGAUAUUAAGGGCGUCUUUUCUACCUUGUUUGGUGCUGCACUAGUGCAGAUCAUAUUGGGCUUACCGUUCUUGCUGACAUAUCCAGUUGAGUACGUAUCAAGAGCCUUUAACCUUGGACGUGUCUUCAUUCAUUUCUGGUCUGUUAAUUUCAAGUUCGUUCCAGAACAGAUAUUCGUAUCAAAGGAGUUUUCCAUUGCUCUGUUGGUUCUUCAUCUCAUGUUGCUUGCAACUUUUGCACAGUUUAGGUGGUCCAAGAGCGAAGGGCUUUUUAUUCUCUUGAAGGCCAAAGUCAGUGAUGCCUUAUCAUUAUCUAUUCGACGAUUUCAUUCCUAUGAACCAAGAACCAAAACUCUUAACAAAUCAUAUGUUGCUUCUGUUAUGUUUACGGGGAACUUCAUUGGCAUAGUAUGUGCUCGGUCCCUUCAUUACCAGUUCUACUCAUGGUACUUCUACUCCUUGCCCUUCCUUUUGUGGAUAUCGCCUUUCCCUACACCUCUAAGACUCAUUUUGUUUGCUGGAGUGGAGCUUUGCUGGAACAUAUACCCUUCAAAUGUCUAUUCUUCAAGUUUAUUGCUGUGUGUACACUUGUUCAUACUCCUGGGUCUUUGGAUUGCCCCUGUCGAAUGCGAAUAUGCUACUCAAAAACCUUCAGAGAAAAAAGAAGAAUGAUCAUUCUUCUUUUUCCCCCUUUUAAAUUACAUCUGAACACAAACUGAGUGGAAUGCAACAUAUUUCUGAAUGACUUUGUUUCCUUUGUCCAGCUUUAACCAGAAAGGAGGGGCAGAAGGCUCUCAAUCAAUGAUGCUACUAGACAUCAUCAAUAUCCACCACCUCAAUUAUUAUUAUUAUUAUUUCCUUUAAUUUUUUUUAUCAUUAAUUAUGAUUAUUUGUGGCAGUGGUGUCUCUUGCAGAAAUCAUGGCCUUUCCCUUUCAUGGAAUUCAAUUGAAUCACACACAGCCAUUCAACAGGUGGCCAUUGGGCAAUUUGUCCCAACUUCGAAGGCAAAGGGCAAAGACAGAAUUAGGCAAAGGAGUUGAUUGAUUGAAUUACUCAAAUUGAGUUUGCCAAAGAUAUUAAAGGUGAUUGAAUGGAGUAGGUUGGCUUGCCAUGGUGAA